Messenger RNA from Chanos chanos (milkfish), 1152 nucleotides. It is a transcript of the gene casp2, whose product is annotated as caspase 2, apoptosis-related cysteine peptidase. Gene Ontology annotation, biological process: regulation of apoptotic process; proteolysis. Gene Ontology annotation, molecular function: cysteine-type endopeptidase activity. Lineage: Eukaryota; Metazoa; Chordata; Actinopteri; Gonorynchiformes; Chanidae. The record is from RefSeq and is a predicted model, not a curated record.
AUGAGGGCAGACUGUGGUAUGAAGGACUGCGAGCGGACGGCUCUAAGGAAGAACUCGAUCGCUCUGUGUAAAGACCUUGUCGUGGACGAAGUGCUAAUUCAGACUCUCCAGGCGGACACCAUCCUAACGGACAGUCUUGCCGAAGCCAUUCUGGCGGAGAAGACAUCGCAGAAGCGCGCGUGGCGUCUGAUCAACCUCUUGCCCAAACGAGGGCCUCGCGCCUUCAGCUGUUUCUGUGCUGCCUUAGAAGACACUGAACAGGGACACCUGUCCGAAAUGCUCGUCCAGUCCACAAGGGAACAGAAGUUGACGGAUUCUCCUCUGCAGCUCCCCACACAGGAGGAGGUGCCUGCCAAGAGAGCCAGAACUCACGAGUCAAUGGAGAUGUGUUUAGAUGCUGACAGUCCGUACACCACAGCUGUGCAGCCCUGCACUGCCGAGUUCUACCACACACACCAGCAACAGGCUUACAGAAUGUGCUCUAGUCCACGUGGUGCGGUCCUGGUGGUGAGUAACGUGACCUUUGACCCGGCGCUGUCGGACUUUGAGACGAGGAGAGGUGGGGAAGUGGAUGAGGAGGUGCUCAGGAGACUCUUUAUGGAGCUGGACUUCAGAGUGAGCCUUCACAAAGACCUCACUGCACAGGGCAUGCGUGAUUGUAUAGAAGAGUUCAGUCGACGUGUGGGGGAGUUCGAUUGCUGUGCUGUGUGUCUGCUCUCUCACGGGAUGGAGGGAUUAGUGUAUGGCACUGACGGACAACCACUGGAGUUGGACUGGGUGUUUGAGGCAUUUGAUAACGCUCACUGUCCCCAACUCCAGAACAAGCCAAAGAUGUUUUUCAUCCAGGCGUGUAGGGGAGAGGAGAUGGACUGCGGCGUGGACCAGUUGGACGGUUCGGAGCGGACCCAGUCCCCGGGCUGUGAGCAGAGGGAUGCGGGGCGGGGAGCGGAGCGAGAGGAGGAGAGAGAGAGAGAGAGACUGAGAGUGAAGCUACCACAACGCUCUGACAUGAUCUGUGGAUUCGCCACCCUCAAAGGUGUGUGUGUCUGUGAACACUAAGAUGAGGGCUCGUGGUACAUCCAGGAACUGAACGCAGCUCUCAGACAGCGGGCCAAAGACACCCACAUCUCAGACAUACUGGUGCAGGUAUAA